This is a messenger RNA of Salvia splendens (bonfire salvia), 589 nucleotides long. Its product is annotated as probable calcium-binding protein CML46. Gene Ontology annotation, molecular function: calcium ion binding. The record is from RefSeq and is a predicted model, not a curated record. The coding region runs from base 39 to 518 and encodes 159 amino acids. The transcript has a single exon. Lineage: Eukaryota; Viridiplantae; Streptophyta; Magnoliopsida; Lamiales; Lamiaceae.
ACGUAAGUCAAUUCCCCAACUUAUUCAUUAAUUCAAAAAUGUCAUCAAUUUCACUUAUCAUCGACUCUUUAAAAAAUAUGAUCACAUUCAUAUCUCUCAUCUUAUCCCAUUUGUUUCAUCAUCCACGGCCCGACUUCUCCCAUAAGUCAGGCCGUGGACCCACCACCAAGAGCGUCGCUGCCAGAAUCACUGGCAACGAUGUUGGGGUCGUGAUGAGGCGGCUGCGGCUGCCUCAUCACGAGCCGUUCUCGCAGGACUCUGUCGAGAACAUCGAAGGCAUCUUCGAGGGGGCGGAGCCGGUGCUGGAGGAGGUGAGGGAGGCGUUUCGGACGUUCGACGAGAACGACGACGGGUUCGUGGAUGCGGAGGAGUUGGAGAAGGUAAUGAGCUCGCUAGGGUUGGUGGGGUUGUCUCAACAAGAGUGUGAGAGGAUGAUAAUGGUGUUUGAUGAUGAUGGUGAUGGGAGGAUUAGUUUUGGGGAGUUUGUGAAGCUUAUUGAGGAAAGUUUUUGUUGCUAGUUUAGUUGUUGGUUGUAAAUUGUAAUCAACUCUCAAGUCUUUGUGGGACAAUGUUAAACUUUAUGUGAAUC